Molecule: messenger RNA, 2465 nt
Organism: Camponotus floridanus (Florida carpenter ant)
Lineage: Eukaryota; Metazoa; Arthropoda; Insecta; Hymenoptera; Formicidae
Gene: exu
Product: maternal protein exuperantia
Exons: 6
Coding region: 246-1478 (410 amino acids)
Biological process (GO): bicoid mRNA localization
Molecular function (GO): protein homodimerization activity; RNA binding
Source: RefSeq, a predicted model, not a curated record
ACGCUCCGGACUUUCUCGGGGGACCAUCUCUCCUCCGUCUAUUUGUGUCUUGUGUCUCGUCGCGCGUGUCGCGAUUUCUGCGACGUGUAUCCACGGUAUCUCGGAUCUCGGCAUCGCCGAUUUUUAAUCGCACGCUCUUGCGUGACGCGUCCCACCGACAGUGGGAGAUCAUUUCGCGGGUGAUCAUUUCGGCGAAGCAGAAGCGGAAAGCGCGUCGAGGAUCCGGGAAAGUAACUCCGUGAACGAUGGUAUCGUCGACGAUGACGGAAGUAGAUCCGAUGAAAAAAUCAUGCGACGCGAUGGGCAUCGCACCGGGUGAUUAUUGCCUGGUCGGCUGGGACAUGGAUACCACCGGUAAGAAGGUCAUUGACGAGAUCUGCCAAAUAGCCGGGUACACCUCCAACUCCACUUACUCCCAGUACGUGAUGCCGUAUAAGGAUCUCAAUCCGACCGCCAUAAAGCGACACAGCAUGAAGGUUGUGACCAAUGGCAAAUUCCGCGUUCUCAGGAAUAGUAAGACCAACGAGGUGAUUAAAUCCAAAAGUGAAGUGUCCGCGCUGACGGAUUUCUUGAGCUGGCUGGAGACUAUGAAAGGAAAUGCGGACGGUGUAAUUUUAGUUUACCACGAGCCACGCAAGGUCAUUCCUGCAAUGUUACUCGAAUCAUUGAAGAAGUAUGAUUUUCUCGAUCGGUUUAAGCAGACGGUCAAGGGAUUCGCGAAUGGCUUUAACAUCGCUGAGGACAAAUGUGCAAACAUGGCACAUAUCUAUUCUCUUCGCACUCUGUCACGCACACUGCUGCAGAAGGAAAUGAAUCUGGGAAAUGCGCAAGAUAGAGCAUCACUGGCGUUGCAAAUAGCGGAAUAUUUGUGUACGAUUGAAAACAUUAAGGUCGAGGGUGAGAGCAAUACAAACAACGUAGACAAUGAUGCAGCUAUGAAAAAAACGAUCGAAAUGAUUCGAGAAUUUGCGCAGCCCGUUGAUAUCGAGGAGAAAGAACACAACGAACUGAAAAUGGUAUUCGAGCGGCAGAACAACUUGCGGCCGAUAUUCAGCGCACUGUUCCGUAUGAACCGCCGCGAACGUCAACACGCUAGUCCCCUCCGGCGAUUGCUUGCCGAAGCCGGGAUCGUGUACUCGGAGCUACAGGAUGCCUGGACCAACUCGAAGAAAGAUGGAUUGGAGCAUUUGAUGAAGGAGAAGUUGCCGAAGGUCGAUGAGAAAAAACUGGAAGAUCUCAUGAUUAUCCUCGAGCGUCACUUCGACCCGGAGAAGAAGCCGAAGAGCAAAAUGUCGGAGAAGAAGAGUAUCAAAAUUAAAAAUGAAAAGAAGAUAAGCGACGACAAGGAGAAUAACAAUAAGUGCGAUUCGGGCCACGACAGUCCCGACACCACCACGUCCGGUUCUCCUGUCAAAAUAAACAGCGACGAGAUUAAAGCACAGGAGGAUGUUUUAACGCAGGAGUGCGCCGAAGUCUAACGAUGUUGACUUCUUUUACGCGCCGCAAAACAACAGUACAACAUCGCGGCCAUUAUCUCUACUCGUUAUUCGGAUAAACGAGCGAACGUGGAUUCUUUUUUGUUGCCAUAAGUAUCGAUGACGAAAAACAAUUGAUAAUUAACGCAAAUGACGAUUGCAGAUUUUGCGUGUCGAGAUAAAAUGCAACUCGCGUUUAAUCGGACUUACUGCAUUAAAAGCGUGCUGUGUUUCAGACAAUCAUUAGAACCAUUUAUAACAACCAUUGAAUUUAUGUUACAUUGAGAAGAAACGAUCCUUUUCAAUGUAACGUAAAUUCAACGGUUGUUCUUUUGAUUGCGAGAUAAAUACGUUAAGAUAAGAUUACGAUCGCCCCAUCGGGUGUUGUGCGUGAUCAAAGACAAGUGUUAUUUGUUGCAGUAUUGCAUUUUUGUUUCUUUUUUCUUUCUUUUUUUUAUUUUUCCGUUCAGUUAUUUCCUGACCGGCGUUACAUUAGGAAGAGGACAGGUUUCCUGCGAGACACGCCGUCAUAUUUAUCAAAUGUACAAAUAACACGUUAAACGACGUUUAGUUAGUUUAUUUACGCGAAAAGAUAUAUUUAAUAUCGUUUACAUUUCCUAAUUUUAUACUCGUAUGUUUUCUCUCCCCCCUUUUCUCUUAUUUCUUUCUCUUCUUUUAUUUAUCCUGCAGAAUUUGUACGCUCACUACAUAGCGAAAGCGUUCGUUUAUAGACUGCUCCGCGUGAAAAGCAUAGAAAAUAUCGCGGGCUUUGUUACCACAUAGUUCACGACGUAUAGUGUACGAUAGCGUGCACGAUAUUUUCUACUUUUUACCGUUUAAGCCGCGCGCAAGGUGCGCAUGUGGUAGUAUUAGAGAGAGAUAUAUAUUUUUAUAUUAUCGCACAAUUAUAUAUAUAAUACGCCAUUUCAUUUCUGCUGCGAGAGUUCAUUGUAUCAGCAUUGGAUAAUAAAGAUUCGAGUUUAGUUACAA